GUUGAUUUAAUGAAUGCAACUAAAUGUUAUAAGCUGGCUAGCCAAACGUCUUAAGUAUUCGUAGGCCAACUAACCAUAAUUUACGGACAUGGAGCCAUCAGUCUCAAUUGUGAAAGAACUUGCAGAACAAUUAACCCUUGAACAAAGCCACAUUAAUGUAGAUGACGUGAUCGAAAGGCUUUUCCAGGAGGUGUCCUUUGACAAAUCUUUCGGACCUUUGGAUCCUCAGAUGGAGGAGAUAGCCAUACAGCUUUGGAACUGGGCAGUGACCAAGCGAGUGGGCCCAGAAAUAAAUGAACAUCAGAGGGCAAAAGUGCGUCAUGUGGCGUGUAAGUUGGUACAUUCAUGUGGCCAGGAGAAUCCACCAGAAAACGCCAUCCGCAUGAACAUUCUGAUAGCAAGCAAAACUGGCAGGACAUGGCUUGACUGUAAAAAGCCUAACUUGGCAGAUGAGUUCCUCAGCCUGGCUGUGAAGAGCCUGGAGAGACUUUACAGCAGAUUAAUAUCCCGUGGAGAUGGAGAUUCAGAUAUCAACAUGCCCAAAGCAGACGUGGAGAAGGACCUGCUGCGGGUGCUGUCUUAUCAAGCUGAAUCUGCUGUUGCUCAGGACAGACAUCAGGAGGCUGUUGAGUGUCUGCUGCGCUGUAGAGAGAUGCUCCAGCGGCUGCCCAAAGAGACUGGCUAUCUGUCUCUAAUGUGUUACAACUUUGGAGUUGACUCCUACAAUCAAAGGAAAUAUGAGGAAAGUUCGUUUUGGUUGAGUCAGAGUUAUGACAUCGGGAAGAUGAAUGUGAAUUACUCCCCAGGGACUAAAGUGCAAGCAAAAGUAUUGAGGCUCCUUGCAACAGUAUAUGUUGAGUGGGAUUGUCAGCGGUUUAAGGAGAAAGCUCUGAGUGCCAUCAGCUUAGCCAAUAAGGAGUGCAUCUACCCCGCUGGGCUGUACCUGAAGAUCCGCAUCCUGCUGAGGAGUGGAGCCCCUGAGGAGCAGGUCAGAGCAGCACUCACUGAGCUCCUGGAGUGUGAGGUGACUCUUGACAUGUGUUUAAGCGCCGUCAGGCUGCUGAUGGGGGAGGACAGAGAGUUGCUUGCCUUUGACUUCCUUAAGAAGUUGUGCCAGCACUUCCAGUCAUCCCCCGAUCUUGGCUCUGCCCUGGUGCUUCACAUCGAGCUGCUGCUGCAGAGAGGCAAGGAGCUGCUGGGCAAGCAGAAGAUUGAAGAUGUCAUCACAGGCCACUACACAGGGCAGCCCCUGCCUCCACAGACUCUCACCACACUCCACCUGCUGCUGUGGGAUCGAGCCUGCAAACACUUUGAGGCCAAAGACUACUCCGAGGCCUUACAGUGGUAUGAUUUCUCUCUGAGUUUCUACAAGCGGGGGCAACUCGAUCCCAAUCUGGCCAAACUGCAAAGGAACCGAACCUCCUGCUUUCUGAACCUGCAGCAGCUGGAGAAGGCAAAAGAGGCGGCCACGGAAGCGACCAGAUGUGAUCCAAACAGCAUCUUCAGUCACUUCAGCAUCUACAAGAUUGCCAUUCUGGAGAAGGAUGUGGACAAAGCCACACAGGCAGUGAAGCAGAUUGGGCUCCUGGCCCAGGCCCCGGUGAGCGGUGAGGACCAGGUCCUGUUGAAGGAGAACGCUGCAGCUCCCCUCCUCAGCCUGGCUGCUCAGAUGGCCCUGGAGAACGAGCAGCAGGAAACGGCCAUGAAGGCCCUGGAGGGUCUGUGUGAACACUCACAGGAUGGAACGCAAGUGCUCACUGGCCUGAGGUGUUUAGUCAGACUCUUGCUGUCGACAAUGGAGAACACAACUGAGGAGAAGAGGAAUACCAGCCAGGAUAUGCUGCUGUCAUAUGUGAAGAUGGCCCAGCAGAGAGUGUCCAGGCUGAGUCCCGGAGCCCAGCGCACAGACGAGGCCCACUGGUUCAGGAGGAUCGCCUGGAACUGUGCCCUGCAGUGUGAGAGCGCUCCAAUCAGGAUGAAGGAUUUCUUUGUGAUGUCUUACCAGAUGUCUCUGCUCUAUGUCGCUGCUCUGUUAGAUGUGAGUCUGGAUGUGAGUGUUGUGUUUGUGUCCCAGAUGUCGCUGCUCUGUUGGAUGUGA
Clupea harengus (Atlantic herring) is the source of this 2098-nucleotide messenger RNA. It is a transcript of the gene tex11, whose product is annotated as testis-expressed protein 11-like. The record is from RefSeq and is a predicted model, not a curated record. The transcript has 24 exons. Gene Ontology annotation, molecular function: phosphatidylinositol-4,5-bisphosphate phospholipase C activity; protein binding. Gene Ontology annotation, biological process: meiotic cell cycle; intracellular signal transduction; lipid metabolic process. The coding region runs from base 89 to 2098 and encodes 669 amino acids. NCBI's taxonomy places the organism in Eukaryota, Metazoa, Chordata, Actinopteri, Clupeiformes, Clupeidae.